Lodderomyces orthopsilosis Co 90-125 is the source of this 2049-nucleotide messenger RNA. RefSeq names its product 1,4-alpha-glucan branching enzyme (gene GLC3). The record is from RefSeq and is a predicted model, not a curated record. Gene Ontology annotation, molecular function: cation binding; 1,4-alpha-glucan branching enzyme activity; hydrolase activity, hydrolyzing O-glycosyl compounds. Gene Ontology annotation, cellular component: cytoplasm. NCBI's taxonomy places the organism in Eukaryota, Fungi, Ascomycota, Pichiomycetes, Serinales, Debaryomycetaceae. The transcript has a single exon. The coding region runs from base 1 to 2049 and encodes 682 amino acids. Gene Ontology annotation, biological process: glycogen biosynthetic process.
AUGAGUGAUAAAGGGUUAAUCAAGGGGGUUCUUGACUUGGACCCAUGGUUAGAACCAUUUUCCAAGGAAUUGAUCGACAGGCAAGUAACUUUCCGUGAUUGGCUUUCCAAACUUGACUCCAGUGAGGGGUCAUUACUAAACUUUGCUGAUUCUUACAGGACUUAUGGGUUACAUGCAACUACCCGUGGAUACAAGAUUGUGGAAUAUAUUCCUGAUGUUGAACAAGUUAGUUUAGUGGGUGAUUUCAAUAAUUGGAAUAUUGAAUCACAUCAAUUGAAAAAAGUUAAUAAUUUUGGUCGAUGGGAAUUGGAUAUUGAAGGUGAUGGAGUCAUUCCUCAUGAUUCAAGGUACAAGGUUGCUAUGAAGUUACCUAGUGGGGAAUGGAUUUAUCGAUUGGAUCCUUGGUGUCAAAGAGCCACGUUCAAUAAGGAUGAUAACUUAUACGAAGGGAGAUUUUGGAAUCCACCAGCUUCAGAAGUGUAUCAGUUUAAGAACAAAAGACCAGUGUUGUCACAAGGUAUUAAAGUAUAUGAAGCUCAUGUUGGUAUUUCUACGCCUGAACCCAAGAUUGGUACAUACAAAAACUUUACCAAAAACAUUUUGCCCAAGAUUCAUGAAUUAGGAUACAAUACUAUUCAAUUAAUGGCCAUUAUGGAACAUGCAUAUUAUGCAUCAUUUGGGUAUCAAAUCACAAGUUUCUUUGCUGCUAGUUCAAGAUAUGGAACACCAGAAGAUUUAAAAGAGUUGAUUGAUACUGCUCAUGGAUACGGAAUUAGAGUCUUGUUGGAUGUGGUUCAUUCACAUAGUUCAAAAAAUGUUGCUGAUGGGUUGAAUAUGUUUAAUGGAACUGACCAUUACUUGUUUCAUGGUGGUGGCAGAGGAAACCAUGAUUUAUGGGAUUCUCGUUUAUUCAAUUAUUCAAGCUAUGAAACAUUGAGGUUCUUGUUGUCUAACUUGAAAUUUUAUCUUGAUGUGUAUCAAUUUGACGGAUUUAGAUUUGAUGGGGUUACAAGUAUGUUGUAUAAACAUCAUGGAUUGAGCUUUGGGUUCAGUGGAGACUACAAUGAGUAUUUCAACGAAGAAUGGGCUGAUAAUGAAGCUAUCGCUUAUUUAAUGUUGGCACAUCAAUUAAUGAAAGAUAUAAGCAAAAAAGAACACAUUGAGAUUACAUCCAUCGCUGAAGAUGUUUCGGGAAUGCCUACCUUAUGCCGUCCAAUUGAUGAAGGUGGAAUUGGAUUUGACUAUAGAUUAUCUAUGGCAAUUCCAGACAUGUGGAUAAAGAUCUUGAAACACCAAAAGGAUGAAGAUUGGGAUCUUGGUAACAUUGUUCAUACUUUGAUCAAUCGUCGUCAUGGCGAAAAAUGUAUCAGUUAUUGUGAAUCCCAUGACCAAGCAUUGGUUGGAGAUAAGACAUUGGCUUUCUGGUUAAUGGAUAAAGAGAUGUAUACCAAUAUGUCUAAGCUUAGCGAAUUAACACCAGUCAUUGAUCGUGGAUUGGCACUACACAAGCUCAUCAGAUUAGUAACUUUUGCCCUCGGUGGAGAAGGCUAUUUAACUUUUGAAGGAAAUGAAUUUGGUCAUCCUGAAUGGUUGGAUUUUCCUCGUGCUGGAAAUGGGGAAUCAUAUCAUUAUGCCAGAAGACAAUUCAAUUUAAUUGACGAUGAUUUGUUACGAUACAGAUAUCUUUUUGAUUUUGAUGCUGCAAUGCAACAUUUGGAUGUAUUGGAUUCACCUCAAGCUUAUGUAUCAUUGAAACAUGAACAAGAUAAAGUAUUGGUAUUUGAAAGAAAUGGAUUAUUGUUUAUAUUCAAUUUCAAUCCAACACAAUCUUUUACUGAUUAUAAAGUUGGGGUUGAGACUGCUGGAAAGUAUGAGAUUAUCUUGAAUUCAGAUGAAGCAAAGUUUGGUGGUCAUGAUAGAAUUCAAGAUCCAGUGCCAGGUAAGAAGCAAGAAUUUUUCACCAAUAAUGAUCCUUGGAAUAAUCGCUCCAACUCAUUAAUGGUUUACAUUCCAAGCAGAACUGCCAUUGUUUUGAAGAAGGUAGACUAA